This is a messenger RNA of Maniola jurtina (meadow brown), 3736 nucleotides long. RefSeq names its product zinc finger protein 37-like. Gene Ontology annotation, cellular component: nucleus. Bases 648 to 3128 code for a protein of 826 amino acids. Gene Ontology annotation, molecular function: zinc ion binding; DNA-binding transcription factor activity; RNA polymerase II cis-regulatory region sequence-specific DNA binding. The record is from RefSeq and is a predicted model, not a curated record. Gene Ontology annotation, biological process: regulation of transcription by RNA polymerase II. The transcript is spliced from 11 exons. Lineage: Eukaryota; Metazoa; Arthropoda; Insecta; Lepidoptera; Nymphalidae.
UUUGUUGUGCUUGUGUAGGUUUGUUUAACAUUAUUGUGUAGGCUUUUAAUCAAUUAUUUUAAUGAAUAAGUAUUCGUAACUUAGCUUUAAUUGAUAUCUAUAUAUUUGUAUAUAAAGUAAAGUGAAGUGUUGUGUCUUACAUUGAAAAGAACUGAGGAAAAAACUCAACACCAGCCAUAGAUAUUUUUUAAAGUAUUGCCUAUAUACUUUAAAUUUGCAAAGAAAUAUUAAUCUUGCAAGUGUACAUAGGAGAGGAUUUAUCAUUCUCUGCACACAAAUCUACUUUAUGACCAGUGUACAUUGUAGUCUCCAUCGUAUUCUUCAUUACUGAGAGUCUUGACCUCAUUUCAAAUCAUAUUUCUGGGAGUGGAGUGGUUUCUUAAACCCUCCAGGAUAUCACUAAACUACUGAUGUUUUUCUGUACUCUACAUGGUCCAUGGUCAUGGACUGUUUUAUAUGUAUACUAGCUUUUGCCAGUGACUGUCCACAUGGAUUUGGGUUCUUAAAAAUUCGGUGGGAAUUUUUUGUGAUUCUAGCAAUGUAAUAAUCAGAACUUUUAUGCUAAGAUGGGCUUGAUGUUUCUUGAAAUGCCUUCCUAGAGCCAGUUACUAGAUGAUACUGUAGCCUGCUCACCAUAUUUCAGCAAGAUGGAUAAUUUGACCAGUAAUAUUGACAUAAAUACAAGGCGGCUAAACAGUGCCGCAGCAUUGCCUCCACAGUUUUGCAUGAUAUGCCUAGACACAAGCAAAGACUGCAAACUGUACCCAGUUGACAAAUAUAACUUGGAUAUGGAAUUUGAAAAAUUGACGAGAAUUUCGCUUCAACAAAAGAUGCAGUUUCUACCACAGUUCUGCACCGAGUGUGCUCAGAGACUGAGGAACUGUGGCAAGUUCAGAGACAAGAGUCUGAGGGCCUAUCAUCUGUUAUUGGGAUUGGUUGAAACACAUAAGCCGUUAACAAUACAAACUUUGAACACGAUAGAUAGAAAAAACAACCAACUAGUGUCUAAGAUAGCCAAGAAAGUAUAUCAACCUAACCACUGUGACUUGCACUUGAAAGAUAACAAGGGAAACAAUAAUCCAAAAGACGUUCAUGUUAAAGACGAACAAAAUGAUUCAGUUUCCGAAAACACAGACGCUUUAAAUUGUGAUAUUAAGUGUGAAGUGGAAUCAGUGAAAAAAGAUAUUGAUGACAUUGUAUUCUUGAAAAAUGAUUUUGACAAUGACAUUGAUAUGGUCGAUGACACUGGAAUGGAAGAUGUUAAUGAUGAAGACAAAGAUUCUGAUGUAGAACUCAUGGGUGAUGACGAAAAUGACACUGAUUUGCGCAGUUAUGCCAAUUUUUUAAAUGAAAACACCAAUAAUGAAGUGAAUAAUAAAAAUUCUAGUAACAAUAGAAAAGUUGCAAACAGUCAAAGAACUGGCAAAAAUAAAGAUGCUCUUCAUAAUGAUAACAAAGUUAGUCUGAGUAAUCUUGUUCUGGUUAGAGAUGAACUUGCCAAAUCAAAAACACAAAAUAAUGGGACACCAACAAAUAGGAAAAAAAAUGUGAAACCCAAAAUUAAAUAUGAAGACGAUGUUAUUAUGGAUGAUGAUGAAAUUAGUAUAAAAGAUGAAACUGCUAAAAAUACAACAAUAAUCACUAAAAAAGUUACUAGAAGAAAUGUACCUAUGAAAAAUAGGACGAAUCUUGCUAAAUUAAAAACUCAAGAUAAAAGUAAAAAUAAUGUAAGGAAUAAAACCAAGCAAAUUAAAUCAGAAUCUCAAAUUACUGUUAAAAAGAGAUCAGUUAAAAGAGUUUCCAGUGAUGAUAGUAACACGAGAAAGGUCGUAGUUAAAAGAGUUAAGAAGAAACGUGUUUAUAUUCCUACAGGGAACCCUCCAGGACCAAAACCAGGGUUUAAAUCAGAAUUAAAGCUAUUUGAAACAACUGAGCUGUCUCAAGAGGAACAAAUAGCGGAGGUACAAGCUAGAAAGGAAACUGAAAGGUUCAGAAAUGCCCUGUUUAAAUGUACCAUCUGUUACAAGGGCUUUCGAGAUGUGGAUGCUUAUAAUGGACAUUUGGACAGGCAUACUGAUAAAUACGGACCAUUCCAAUGUGCUUUAUGCCAUCUCCACUCCAAGAAUAAACACGCACUCUCCAACCACAUCGCGAACAACCACAACUACAUAUACAGAUGUAAAGAGUGCGAGUUUGUGACGAAACACAGGCAUGUGGCCUCCAACCACGAGCGCUGGCACGACGGCAAGACGUACAAGUGUCCACACUGCGACGAGCAGUUCAUGAAAAGUACCUCGGUGAUGUCGCACGUGCGUAUAAAGCACCCUUCAGACUUCGUGUGCACUCAGUGCGGUUUCUCCUUCAUCGGCGAGAGGGGACUGAACCUUCAUAUGAGCAAGAAACAUAGACUCGAGGACACGCAGAACUUAACUGGUCCGUUGUGUGAACCCUGCAACAUCCGUUUCGCGUCCGACACAGCAUACAAUCAACAUAUGGAGGUAUCCCCCAAACAUGCACCUGCCAGCAAACUCAAACCCAACUGUCCCAUACAGAAGUACGCAUGGCAUUUGAUGAAGAAGAAUAAAGAAGGUGAAAUGUCUAUCGAUUGCGAACAGUGUGGUGUGCACUUGAGCAACGCGCGCGCAUACACCGUCCACUUCCGAAAGCAUCACCCGGACAAGAAUCGAACCCAGUUCCCCAAGGCCAAGGUCAUGUGUGAGCAGUGCGGGAAAGUAUUCAAGUGCAUGACAGAGCUGAAGUACCACAUGCCGCUACAUGCAGAUAAGAAGCAGUUCACGUGCGAGAUCUGCAACAAGAGCUUUGGCCGCAUACUGAACCUCAAGAUACACCUGCGCACACACAGCGACACGCGCCCCAAGUACGAGUGCACCGUGUGCGGGAAGACUUAUCUCAACCUGUGGGGCAAGAUGCGGCACAUGCGGUCACAUCAAGACACGAGGCCCUUGUACACGUGUGAUGUGUGCGAGAAAACCUUCACGAGUCCCCAGGGGAGGGACUCACACGUGCUGCACGUGCACAACAACGUGCCCAGGCCCAAGAGGAUCCGCGGGCCUCGCUCCACGCCCAGACAACACGCGCGGUACACGAGCGACUCGCAGGACUCCUGAGACACGUCUUACGGGGCCUUCGAUACGCCCCCGAGGCCUGCGAGACCACGUAACAUGUGGGUCACAUUAUAAAAUCAUUUGUGAGACUUAGAACGCAGAACGCAAGGACUUUCUGGCCGUUGGAGCCAGAAAGUCCUUGAGUAGAGACCAAGCGUAGUGUGGGACGCCCUCCAGCACGAUGGACCGACGAUAUAAAGCGGCUGGCGGGAAGUGGCUGGAUGAGGAAGGCUGAGGACCGGGUGUGGUGGCGCUCUAUAGGGAAGGCCUAUGUCCAACAGUGGACGUCCACAGGCUGAUGAUGAUGAUAUUGAUGUUGGUGCAUAUGCACUCGUGGCAAUCUAGACCGGCGCCUUACACCUUUCCCAACAAUGUGUUUGCAACCUUAGUACUUAAUAAGUAUUUGUAAUUUGUAUAUAAAUUUACUAUAAUUAAAUUUUGAUGAGUUAUAUAAAAUAAGAUGUUUAUUAAAUCAAUGAAAUAUAGUAGGUAUAAGGAUUUGUACAUAGCUUUACUAUAAUUUUUUAAUAGGUCAUGUAUGAAAUCGAAUUCUGUUAAAAUAAAUGAAAUAAUGAAAACUUAUUUAAAUAAAAAUAGCUUUUAAUAUAAUA